Messenger RNA from Fraxinus pennsylvanica, 495 nucleotides. The record is from the annotation of a GenBank genome assembly. NCBI's taxonomy places the organism in Eukaryota, Viridiplantae, Streptophyta, Magnoliopsida, Lamiales, Oleaceae.
AUGCCGGCGGGACAUGGUUUGAGAUCACGCACUAGGGAUUUGUUUUCUCGUCCUUUCAGGAAGAAGGGACCUACCCCGCUCUCAAUCUACCUCCGUACCUACAAGAUCGGCGACUAUGUCGAUGUCAAGGUGAACGGGUCGAUCCACAAAGGCAUGCCGCACAAAUUCUAUCAUGGCCGCACUGGUCGCGUCUGGAAUGUUACCAAACGCGCAAUUGGCGUCGAAGUCAACAAGCAGGUAGGCAACAGAAUCAUAAGAAAGAGGAUCCAUGUACGAGUGGAGCAUGUGCAGCCAUCGAGGUGUCACGAGGAAUUUCUGCAAAGAGUCAAGACGAACAACAAACUUAAGGCAGAGGCUAAUGCAAGAGGUGAAGUUAUUAGUACCAAGAGGCAGCCAAAGGGACCCAAACCUGGAUUCAUGGUUGAAGGUGCAACUUUGGAGACAGUUACUCCUAUUCCAUAUGAUGUGGUUAACGAUCUGAAGGGUGGUUAUUAA